Dendroctonus ponderosae (mountain pine beetle) is the source of this 563-nucleotide messenger RNA. RefSeq names its product cuticle protein 16.5. The transcript has 2 exons. The record is from RefSeq and is a predicted model, not a curated record. NCBI's taxonomy places the organism in Eukaryota, Metazoa, Arthropoda, Insecta, Coleoptera, Curculionidae. The coding region runs from base 40 to 489 and encodes 149 amino acids.
UGUCAGUUUGCUUUCGAUCAAAGCGUCCAAAACAGCACCAUGAACUCUUAUUGCUUUGUUGCCUUCGUCGCUUGUUUGGCCGUUGCCAACGCCGGAGUAGCAGUACUGCCUUCAGCGAAAAUAAUCCAAGGACCCAGCAGCAGAACCACUGUGGUUGGCCCUGAUGGUAGCGCAAUCUCCUCCGUUGCUCCUGCUGGCCAAAUCAUCCAGGAAGAAAGUGUUGGAGUUGUUGCCCAAACCGCCCCGGUUGUAGCUGCGCCAGCUGUUGCCUACUCAGCGCCUGCUGCUGUAGCUUACUCGCUCCCCGCUGUUGCAUCCGCUCCAGUAUUGUCUGCUUACUCAGCUCCAAUUGUAUCUGCAUAUUCCGCACCAGUUGUGUCUGCCUAUGCUGCUCCUUUGGUGUCUGGAGUUGACACUGUUGUAGCUGGACCAUCCGGAACCAUUGCAACUGGAAGGACCGUAGGUGCUCCCGUAGUGAGCGCAUGGUAGAUUUUUCGUGCUGGACAUCUCUUCAUACACUUGUAUAAUUGGAUUUCAAUAAAACGCUACUGCACUGAACGAAA